Messenger RNA from Ixodes scapularis (black-legged tick), 880 nucleotides. Its product is annotated as elongation of very long chain fatty acids protein 1-like. The transcript has a single exon. Gene Ontology annotation, cellular component: endoplasmic reticulum membrane. Gene Ontology annotation, molecular function: fatty acid elongase activity. The record is from RefSeq and is a predicted model, not a curated record. Gene Ontology annotation, biological process: sphingolipid biosynthetic process; very long-chain fatty acid biosynthetic process; fatty acid elongation, saturated fatty acid. The coding region runs from base 1 to 804 and encodes 267 amino acids. NCBI's taxonomy places the organism in Eukaryota, Metazoa, Arthropoda, Arachnida, Ixodida, Ixodidae.
AUGGCGAACACGGUGGCCGCCGCGCUCCCGGCGCACUCGCUGGCCUCCAUGCUGUUCUCGGGGGGCGACCCUCGGGUGCGGCACUGGGCCCUGAUGGGCUCGCCCGCGGUCAUCGUGUCCAUCCUGGCCGGCUACCUGUACUUCUCGCUGCGCCUGGGGCCCGCCCUCAUGAAGAACCGGCGACCCUUCCACAUCCGGCCACUCGUGGUCACCUACAACGUGGUCAUGGUGACGCUCAGCGUCUACUUCUUCGCGCUCACGCUCAAGCUGACGUACCUGCGCGGGAGCGGCGCCUACAGCCUCUUCUGCCAGGGCACCGACGGCGACUCGACGGCGAUGCCGCUGCUCUACCACGGCUGGUUCUACAUGCUCAUGAAGGUGGGGGAGCUGCUAGACACGGUGUUCUUUGUGCUGCUCAAGAAGAACGGCCACAUCAGCUUCCUGCACCUGCUGCACCACUCCGUGGCCCUGUCCACCGUGUGGCUGGACAUCAACAACGGCAUCACGGGCCAGGUGGCCAUGUUCCCCAUUCUCAACACGGCAGUGCACAUGGUGAUGUACACCUACUACGGCCUUGCCGCGCUCCCUCCGCGGCUGCGGCCCAACUUGUGGUGGAAGAAGUACGUCACGCAAAUCCAGAUCGUGCAGUUCUUCGCGCUCAUGAUGCACGGCUCCAUCCCGUUCUUCCACGACUGCGGCUUUCCGCUCGUCAUGGCCAGCUUCAUGGUCUUCGAGGCGGCGUUGUUCACGGGACUCUUCUCGGACUUUUACUACCGAAACUACAUUGUGCCCAAGCUGCUGUGAGCCGGCCCACCGCAACAACCCCUAGUUGUACAUAGCUGAUGACGCGUCCGCGAGUUCCCCUAUUCCCCCGCCAAUA